Molecule: messenger RNA, 848 nt
Organism: Hibiscus syriacus
Lineage: Eukaryota; Viridiplantae; Streptophyta; Magnoliopsida; Malvales; Malvaceae
Exons: 3
Coding region: 40-507 (155 amino acids)
Source: RefSeq, a predicted model, not a curated record
AAGAAUGAGCUCAGUAAAGAGAAAUCCUACAGUAGAAAUAUGCCUUCAUUAUCAUUGAUUGGGUCAGAAGAAAGCAGUGAAGAAACCGGAUUUCGGGAUCCCUAUGGUUUUUGUUCAAAUUCUGGAAGGAGAGAUAUUGGCCCAUACAAGCAUUUAGUUUCAAUUGGUGAUGAUUCGAUCAAUCUAAACCGAACUUCGAAUUCUUUAUUUCUGUUGCACAGAUUGAAACUCCUCCUUGCAAGAUUUGCCUCCCUGAACUUGCAGAACCUUAACCAUCAAGAGCAGCUUGCAUGUUGGAUCAAUAUCUACAAUUCCUGCAUGAUGAAUACAUUCUUAGAACAAGGAGUACCAGAGAGUCCAGAGAUGGUUGUGCAAAUGAUGAGAAAGGUAAGGAUGCAUGUCACUCAAGUCUUAACCAAUAACCCUUUGAUCUUCAUUGUUGUGUACCAAGAAAAGUUGAAGAAGCAAAUUUAUGUACCUUAUCUUCCAGUCCCUGAAAGAGAAUGAUGGGGCAAGAAAACUUAUCGACAAAUUGAUUGGUGAUCGAUCAAAGUAAGCCUUCUCAUCUCCUGAAAUGGUCAGGGAUAUAUGAUAAGCAACUGGAUGGAUAAAAUUUAAAAUCAAACGACAUCGGCGGCGAUGGGGGAUUUUCAGGAGCUGUAAUUUUGUUGUCUUGUGAAGAAGCCAUUGUUUUGAAAAUCUGGUGUUGACUCUUCUUUUUAGUAGCAACGUUAAGAUGAUUCUUUUACUGAAAUGGCGAGAAAUGAGAGCAGAGGAGAGUGGGGAAGUAGAGAAGCGAGUGAGGGUGGAAAUAGCCAUCGGCCUGUUUGACUCAAAUGGAUCACAAG